CAUCGAUAUCGAUAACCACCUGUUGCCCUUUGUUUACAUGUUUUCGUUCUGGCCAAAUAGAAAGUUGGCUCAAAAGCUCAUCAUGGCCCAGAUUAGUAGAUAAUAUUAGUUGGAACCAUGAGUUUGAGUGUCCGAGCCAUUUUGGCCGUUGGAGGGGUUUUCCUGGGAUGCUGCAGUGGCGUCGUCUUCCUGGAACUGCUCGUUAAACUGGACCCCGGGGCUGGAAAUCUGAUAACCGCUGCCCAGUUCGCCUUCAUUGCCCUGGAGGGCUUCGUCUUCACCUCGAAGUUCGGCCUGGCCAAGCGAGUCAUUAGCCUAAAGGACUACGGACUGUUGGUGAUGAUGUUUUUCAUUACAAGCGUGUGCAAUAAUUACGUUUUCGAGUUUAAUGUUCCCAUGACGCUGCACAUGAUUAUUCGCGGCGGCUCCCUCAUAUCCAAUAUGUGCCUGGGAACGCUAAUUCUGAAGAGGAGCUACAGGAUCAGUCAGUACAUAGCAGUGGUUAUGAUCAGCGUUGGAAUCUUCAUCUGCACCUACUUCUCGAGCCGGGAUGUGGCUGGGAAGAGGGAGCAUUCAACGGAGGCGGAUGUAUUUUGGUGGCUUGUGGGUGUGGUCCUCUUGGUGGUUGCCCUAUUCAUUUCCUCUUACAUGGGCAUCACCCAGGAGCUGCUGUACCGGAAGCACGGGAAGUGUGCCCGGGAAGCCUUGUACUACACCCAUCUCCUGCCGCUGCCUGCCUUCCUGCUGAUGCACGAGAACAUCCGGACGCACUGGCUCCUGGCAUUCAAGGGGGAAUCCCUUCACUUGCCCGUAUUUGACCUGGCUGUGCCCCUCGUUCUAGUAUUUUUGCUGGGGAACAUUCUGGCCCAGCACCUAUGCAUCAGUUCCGUGUACACACUGACCACCGAAUGCUCUUCCCUCACGGUUACCCUCAUUCUAACCCUCCGGAAGUUCAUCUCGCUGGUGUUUUCCAUCGUUUACUUCAGGAAUCCCUUCACCCUGUACCACUGGAUGGGCACCUUGUUGGUGUUUGUGGGCACACUAAUGUUUGCGAAUGUGAUAAGACUACCCCAAAGGGUAAAAAAGGACGAUAAACAGGAUUAGACUGGGAACUUUUUAAAGACUUUGUAAGACAUUCCAGACUUUACAAUAUUAGUGAUAAGGAGGGAACAGUAUUUGUAAGGUUCUAUAUCGAAUUAAAUGGCAUUUUUUACAAAAAAAGGUACAAACAUUAUGAG
Drosophila ananassae is the source of this 1238-nucleotide messenger RNA. Its product is annotated as UDP-xylose and UDP-N-acetylglucosamine transporter. Gene Ontology annotation, molecular function: UDP-N-acetylglucosamine transmembrane transporter activity; UDP-xylose transmembrane transporter activity. Gene Ontology annotation, biological process: transmembrane transport. Gene Ontology annotation, cellular component: Golgi membrane; endoplasmic reticulum membrane. The transcript has a single exon. The record is from RefSeq and is a predicted model, not a curated record. The coding region runs from base 118 to 1104 and encodes 328 amino acids. Lineage: Eukaryota; Metazoa; Arthropoda; Insecta; Diptera; Drosophilidae.